Molecule: messenger RNA, 612 nt
Organism: Schizophyllum commune H4-8
Lineage: Eukaryota; Fungi; Basidiomycota; Agaricomycetes; Agaricales; Schizophyllaceae
Product: COX5B-domain-containing protein
Exons: 3
Coding region: 54-539 (161 amino acids)
Biological process (GO): mitochondrial electron transport, cytochrome c to oxygen
Cellular component (GO): mitochondrial envelope
Source: RefSeq, a predicted model, not a curated record
CACGCCUUUUCCUCUCCAAACCGCGACUUCCGCGCGCUUCCUCCCAAAGCACCAUGCUCCGCGCCGUCUCCGCCGUCCGCCCCGCUGCCCGCGCCAGCGCGCGCGCCGUCCGCGCGCUCUCCACCACCGCCCGCGUCGCCUCCCACGGCCACGAAGCGCCCAAGCUCUACGGCCCCGGAGGCAAGCCCGGCGAGAUCCCCAGCAACUGGGAGCAGGCGACCGGUCUUGAGCGUCUCGAGCUGCUCGGUGACCUGCAGGGCAUCAAGGUCUUCGACGACAGCCCGCUCGACUCGAGCCGCAUUGGCACGAAGAAGGACCCGAUCCGCGUCCCCUCUUUCGACCAUGACCGUGUCAUCGGCUGCACUGGCUCCCCGGCCGACUCCCAUCACGUUCUCUGGUUCCACGUGCGCGAGGGCAAGCAGACGCGCUGCACUGAGUGUGGCUCCGUCUACGAGCUCGACCUCAUCUCCGAGGACCGUGCCAUGAUCUCUCUCGAGCCCCCUGCGGCAAAGAAGCUCUCCGCCGACGCAGAGAACUAGAUGUUCUAUUCCUAAUGAUAUUCAUUUUUCCUCUGCCAAUCAAGAAUCAUUCGGAAGCAUGCUUCGUGGCUCC